AUGUCUUUCCGGCGUUGGGAACGUAUUGCAGUUUGGGUAACCAAAGAAAUUGUCCAUCGUGUACGUGGUUUUAGUGGAGUCCAGAAGGUGGCAUCUCGGGUUAUUCGGGUUGCUCCUCGAUCUCUUAAUACCAUUUCACGUACUAUUCCACUUGCACGACCAUCCGGUCUUUUUCCGAGAGGGGUAAGUCAGCUUUUAAAAUACUUUGGACGAACCAAUAAUGUACACUGUUAUUUUAGUCGUUUUCAUUCGCAAAUGUUUUAUGAGAGCAUAAUAUCUUUCAUCGGUGUCUUAACAUCAAAAUUCUAACA
This is a messenger RNA of Enterobius vermicularis (human pinworm), 311 nucleotides long. The record is from the annotation of a GenBank genome assembly. Lineage: Eukaryota; Metazoa; Nematoda; Chromadorea; Rhabditida; Oxyuridae.